GCCUAAGUGGUGUUCUAAAGGUUGGAUGUGUCUUCCGCUAAGGGGAAACUCUGCCGAAAUUUCGUGGACACCGACACUUGUGAAAAUAUCGCGGGAGCUGUGUGUGGACAGCAAAGGGGAGCUGAAAUUCGUCAUUUCUCAAGGAGAAGAUGAAUGAGAGAGGAGGAGAUGCUAAUGGAAGAGGAGCUGUACCUGAGAAGCCAAGUGAGCCGCCGCCAUCAAAAGUUGACGCUUUGGAUGGCUCCAACUAUGAGGAAUGGAGCGGACGGAUGAGGAGUGCCUUCAAACGCUACAAGCUCCUGAAGAUUGCUGUUGGGGAGGAGAAGAUGCGGGAGGAAGACGAAGCACGCGAACGGUAGAUUGAGAAAAGCGCGGUGCU
Closterium sp. NIES-67 is the source of this 379-nucleotide messenger RNA. NCBI's taxonomy places the organism in Eukaryota, Viridiplantae, Streptophyta, Zygnematophyceae, Desmidiales, Closteriaceae. The record is from the annotation of a GenBank genome assembly.